Messenger RNA from Aplosporella prunicola CBS 121167, 4382 nucleotides. RefSeq lists its product as uncharacterized. The transcript is spliced from 4 exons. Gene Ontology annotation, biological process: phosphatidylinositol dephosphorylation. Bases 342 to 4046 code for a protein of 1234 amino acids. Gene Ontology annotation, molecular function: phosphatidylinositol-4,5-bisphosphate 5-phosphatase activity; protein binding. The record is from RefSeq and is a predicted model, not a curated record. NCBI's taxonomy places the organism in Eukaryota, Fungi, Ascomycota, Dothideomycetes, Botryosphaeriales, Aplosporellaceae.
CUCCCUUCAUCUCAUCAUCCGACCAAGCCACCUCCGUUGACUUGCAGGGGCUCCUUGGGCUGCUGCAAGGUACAUACCCCUCCACCUCCGGGCUCAGCCCUCUUGCUGCACCACACGCCCAACUACUCACGACGCCAACCUCCGUCCAGGAACCUCACCCUCUCCAUUCCCACGCGUCGCCUACGCUCCUUCGCCUUUCCGCGCUGGGCAUGCAGCUCCCACCGCUCCCACUCACCUAUUCACGCCGCCUUGGCCCGUAUAACCAACCACCUUCACUCGUAGUUUAAUGCGCCGUCGCCCUACCGCGUCAACCACCCAGCCCGGCCCUUUCAACCGCCGCCAUGGACCACCGCUCAGGAGACGGUGAUCAUGACGGCUCGUCCAUCAAGCCGGUGUCUUCGCUGCGAAGCCACUUCGAGAACAUGCUGAACAGGCAGCAGUCCUCGCCGCCCGGAGGCAGAGACCGACGGUCCUCUCGACAAGAGAUAAACAACAUGUUCGACGGGCACGAGAUACCAUCGCGGGCGGAUGGACGCAUGUCGCUGGACAUACCCCGGAGCAGCUAUAACGGCUUUCGCAAUUCCUCUCCGCAGAGACCGAACGCGCCGCAAGUCGAGGCUCGCAUUCCGCAGGGUAGAGAACCCAGCACACCACAAUCGAACCAGAAACCGCGGCCUAUCUCCAUGUUUCAAAUGUCCCCCCCAAGAUCCCCGAACAUGUCGCCGCCAAGAUCCCCUCCGCUCGUCACCGUUCAUGCGCCUCGAUCGCCUUCAAAGCUGCCUGGACUCAAUUCGCAAUCCCCGACGCCUACGAGAGAUGCUCCGCAGCAGUCGCCAAUGUCUCAGACCUCGCGCUCCGGGUCACCGCAGGGCAGUGGGGCUAUUCGACACUGGCGGAUGCAAAGCAGGUCAGCAACUGCGGGCAUUGAAGCGCUACAGGCGCCCUUUCUGCAGGGAUCAUCGAGAUCGAGUCCUAGUCCGGAUCCCCAGAAGCCAAGUCCGUCGCCAUUGGAACGUCAAAGCACAGGGACUAGAACGCCAUCUCUGGCUUCCAGUGCCGGUCCGCCGCCUAUCAACCGUGCUGGAAAGCCAAAGGUCCCUAGUAAACCAUCCUCCGUCGCUGGUUCCGUUGCGGGAUCUGUAGCUGGUUCUGUAGCUGGUUCUGUUUCGGGUGCGAAUGCAAAAAUCUCUCUUGCGGCAUCCGAGGGUCACGUAUCUACGGAAGAAAGGCUAUCGCCGUUCAACACUCCUCCUAGUAGCGACGAUAGCGCGUUUGCGUCAUCCUCUCCGCCAAAGCAAAGCCAGGCAGGGUCAAGACUUUCAUCGAGUGUGCCUCCGAAGAACCGAGAUCGAGAAAACUACUUUCAAACACCUCAUGUCCGCCCGCGACCUCUGGAACCAGAGACAAGGGCCGUGCCCAAUCGUCCGAGUGUGAAAUCACUGCGUAAUGACGAAGUGAGUGAAACUCAGGAUGAGCGGCCUAGUUUACCUCCGAGAGGGCCUUCGCUCGAUAUUCGACGCAGCAAGCCGCCUCCACCCGACCCACCACCGGCGCGAAGGUCAAUGGACCAAUCCAGAUCGUACAUUGAUCAAUCUAGAGCUUCUUCCGUAGCGCCUGCAGCCCCUCCGAGACUUCAACCUCCGAGACGGACGAACACAUUCGAUGCCACGCAAUCUUCAUCUUUGACCGCUAAUGGCAUAACUUCUCCCAUUGCUUCCAAGCCCAGGCCAAUUUCGAGCACGAUAACAUCAAAACCGCGGUAUAGCGCGGUAUAUGCUGACGAUUCUGACGAUGUGGAACAUGCACAGGAGAAGUCAGUUCCACAGCUCACCGAUUACCCCGACUCUUCGCAGGCGAACAGGAGACCACCGGUUUUCAGACAACGGCCGCGCGAGAUACCGAUCGGGUACGAUACGAAGUUGUUUUCGGUAUGUGGCGAGGUCCUCUGUACCUCUGGAUAUCUCACGCGGGCCUGGAAUCUGGUAACCGGCGAGAUGAUACUCAACACGUCCCUGGGAGAAACCGCCAAGGUCACGGCCAUUGCCUUCAAGCCAUCACAGGAUGUUAAUAAAGAGGGUGACAGGGUAUGGCUUGGCAAUGAGAAAGGAGAGCUUGUGGAACUGGAUAUUCCUACUGGAAGUAUCGUUGCCGAGAAAAGAAGCGCGCACCCCAGCAGAAUCAUCAGAAUCUACCGUUAUGCGGCAGAGAUGUGGACAAUGGACGAGGAUGGGAAGAUAAAUGUCUGGCCGGCGGACGAGUCGGGUUCUCCAACCUUAUCACAAACUCCAAGCGGUUUCCGCCUUCCUAGGACCCAUGGAUGCUCCAUCGUUGCCGGAAACAAGUUGUGGGUGUCCUCAGGAAAAGAGAUUAGGGUUUUCCAGCGGGGCAGCGAAGGCACUGGCUUCAGUCAAGUCUUCCCCCAAGUCUUGUCUGCUGCAGGCGCUGGAGAGGUCACAUCUGCUGGGAUGAUCAGCAGCCAGCCGGACAAAAUCUACUUCGGACACAACGAUGGCAAGAUAACCAUUUAUUCACGGAAAGACUAUUCAUGCCUAGGAGUCAUUAGCGUAAGUCUAUACAAGAUUAGCUGUCUUGUGGGCGUUGGAGACUAUCUUUGGGCCGGCUACAACACGGGAAUGAUCUACGUAUACGACACGAGCACUACGCCUUGGAAAGUGAAGAAGGACUGGCACGCUCACGACAACCCGAUUUCUGGCGUUUUGGUCGAUCGAACAAGUCUCUGGAAGAUGGAUCGCCUGCAGGUCGCUUCAUUGGGAACGGACAGCGUGGUCAGAAUUUGGGAUGGGCUGCUCAAAGACGACUGGCUGGAAUUGGACAUGCAGGGACAUGAUAUGGACUUUUGCGACUUCAGAGAGCUUACGGCCACCGUUAUGACAUGGAAUGCCGGCGCUUCGAAACCUACCAGCUUGCGGCAUGAUCAACAAGACGCCAAUUUCUUCAGGGAACUGCUGAGGCCAGAGGAUCCGCCUGAUAUCGUUGUCUUCGGUUUCCAGGAACUGGUGGAUCUGGAGGACAAGAAGGUCACAGCGAAAAGCUUUUUCAAGAGCAGCAAGAAGAAGGAUGCGUCCGAGCAGGAGCAUAUGAGUCGGCAAUAUCGCGCUUGGAGGGACCACCUGGCCAAGGUACUCGAACAGCAUCAUCCUGCAACACGAUAUACGCUUUUGCACACUGCCAGUCUCGUCGGUCUGUUUACUUGCAUAUUUAUCAAAGAGAAGGAACGGCCGCGCAUUCGGGAGAUCAGUGCUGCGGAAGUCAAGCUGGGCAUGGGCGGUUUGCACGGCAACAAGGGUGCAUUGAUUGUCCGUUUUAUCCUCGACGACAGCUCGAUGUGCUUCAUCAACUGCCAUCUCGCAGCUGGCCAGACGCAAACUGUUCACCGCAACAACGACAUCGCUGCCAUCAUGGAGACCUCGGCUCUUCCCCCGCAAAUGGACCCAUCUGUGCGCACAGACAUGUUUGUGGGUGGAGGCGAUGGAUCCAUGAUCAUGGACCAUGAGAUCUGCAUUCUCAACGGUGAUCUCAACUACCGAAUCGACACUAUGAGCCGCGAUGCCGUUGUCCGCUUCGUCAAAGAAAACAACCUCACUCGGCUCUUGGAGCGCGACCAAUUGCUUCUGUCGAGAAGAAGGAACCCUGGAUUCCGUUUGCGCGCAUUUCGCGAACAGCAAAUCACCUUCGCGCCAACCUACAAGUACGAUGUCGGCACCGAUAAUUACGACACCUCUGAGAAGAAGCGUAGUCCGGCAUGGUGCGACCGACUGUUGUAUCGCGGGACGGGACGCAUCAAGCAGCUUGACUACAGGCGUCAUGAUUCAGUCCGAGUCAGCGAUCACAGACCAGUGUCUGGCAGAUUUGUAAUGAGAGUCAAGACAAUCAAUCCGCAGAGGAGGUUGAUGGUGGCAGCGGACUGCGAGGGCAGAUUUGAGGAGAUGAAGCAGCGGGUCGCGAUGGAUAUCAAGCUCGACUACCUUAUCAACAUCUUCGGCCUGUCAAACAAAGAUGCGCGCAAGCUGAUGAACCUGCCGUAGAGGUAGGGCCGGCAGACUUUACGCGAGAGAUCCCAGAUCGACUCGCGCUGUACGAGUAGCAGACUACUUGGGCAUUGGCACCAAGGGUUUGGAUGUUAGAGUAAUCGAAGUAAUGCCAGACGAGUUGUAGUAGUAGGAAAGGGGCAGAUCAGAAGCUAAGGGGACUUUAGCGAGCGGGGAGCAGGGAACGGUGACGAUGUCGAUGAUUUUAGUGGGUUUGCAUUAGCAUGGCUUGCGGCCUUAGGGUAUUUUGCAUUGCAUCGGUGCAUGCGCUGUGGGCGUUGCGGAUGCCGUGGGAGGCGCCGAUUGGCAAUAGCAUCCUCUUCUCUUCUGAUU